AUGGUGCGAUGCAGAGAGCGGGGCUCGCGGGAGUGUCUUGUUCAGCUGCAGGUUCUCACCUCCCGCGGCGGCGGCGGCGAAGAGGCGGGUGCGGAGUCGUUGCCGUCGCUCGAUGUGCCUGCGCUGUGCGAGGAGAUUGGGGGUAGAAUGCGGUUGUUGUGCGGCCUGGCAGUGGCGGCGGACGCUGGCGGGAUUCAGUUAGUGGGGGUGCGGCACGACACGCCGGGUGUGUACAACGUGGUCGUGCGCCUCCCACAGGCGUUGCCGUUGGCCGUGACGGCGUUGCGUGCGGCGUGUGCCGCGACGGCGAUGGGGCCGCUGGUGCUGGGGAGGAUGGCAGCGACGCGGCAGAGGCAUCAGCGCAGGGAGGACGCGGCGGCGGCAGCAGCGACGCCCGUUGCGGUGCGGGUGGUUCACUUGAAGGAAGUUGCGACGGCGUAA
Trypanosoma conorhini is the source of this 441-nucleotide messenger RNA. RefSeq lists its product as uncharacterized. The record is from RefSeq and is a predicted model, not a curated record. The coding region runs from base 1 to 441 and encodes 146 amino acids. Lineage: Eukaryota; Euglenozoa; Kinetoplastea; Trypanosomatida; Trypanosomatidae. The transcript has a single exon.